This is a messenger RNA of Caretta caretta (loggerhead turtle), 3661 nucleotides long. The record is from RefSeq and is a predicted model, not a curated record. Lineage: Eukaryota; Metazoa; Chordata; Testudines; Cheloniidae.
GGGAGCGGGGUCAGGACAGGCUUGCAAAGGAGCCAGCCCAACUCCCCAGCAGCGUGGGGAGCGGGGCGGAGGCGAGCCCCUGACCCCUCCCCUUCUGCUCCCCUCCCUCGCAGUCACAGUUCCCCCAGCGCCUGGGCAGCAGCUCUGGCGGGGUGGCCCAGCUGUAGCGCGGCCAGACGUGGUGCGUCCCGGGGAGUUCCGGGAGCAGGGGGAGGUUGCAGGGGGGUGGCCAAGGGGCCUGGUCCCUGCUGGCGGGGAAAGGGGCAGAGCAAGCAUCCACGUCCAGUAUGCUUGGUCCCUGCUCCCAGCAGCCGAGCCCAGACAGGGAGAGCAGCCAAACGAGCAGGGGAAACGCACAGGGAAAGGACGGAGCCCCCCUUUCCUCCACCCCACAGAUGCACAGAGAUGGUGGAGUGCUGUGCUGGAGGAAGGAGGGCACAAGAGACAUAACAGGCGGGCAGGAGAAAAGGUGAGAGGGAAUAACGGAAAGCAGCAGGAGCUGCAGGGAAAGAGGGGAGCCUCUUAUGUACCUCUCUAGCACCCCCAGGAACCUGGACUGAUUUAACACCAGCUUCUCAGGGAGCUUCCUGUUUCCGGCUGCUUCCCUGAACCCACUUGUGAAGAACAGGCAGUCAACUGAAGUAGUAGGAGCCAGUUAGGUCCUUAAGACGCUGAUAUCUUCCCUCACUCAGGGCCUGCUACCAGCCUGCUUAUUGUCCCCUUCAAGUGAGUGUUGAGAGCUACUAUAGCUGGCACAGAACAGCAGUCAUGAGUGAAAGAAGAAAACGCCCCUCUGGGGCAGCAUUCAGAAAAAGAAAGAAAGCAAAGGGAGCUUUUCUAUCUAAGCGGGAAGGGGCUCUCCUGAGAUACACAGACACAAGCAUUCACGGUGAGCCUUCCGGCCCCAGUGAGAAUAUACAGGUGACCUGGCAGCUACUGCAGCAUCCAUAUCUCCAUCUCAAAUGGAUGUAACCAUGCACAUUCCUGAAGAAAAGUGUAGAUCAGAGAAGAGUGUGGUGGAGGCACCAGAAACAGCUGCUGCUGAGUUUAGUUCCUUAAGUCGAGAUGAUCCAGGACUGUGGACCCACUUGAGCACUAGCUUGAGGGACUUCCUUGUACUGCAUGGGCCACAACAAGUGAAAAACUUCAUGUUCCACAAAGACAAUGAAAAUAAAAGCUUCCAUCCAACACAUUACUGGUGUGAAAUCCCCAAUGGUGACAAAGUGGAGAGGCCAUGGCUUAUGUACUCAAAAACCCAGAAUGCUCCAUACUGUUUUUGUUGCAAACUCUUCCAGUCUAAUGUUCCAGCCACAUUGGGUUCUACAGGAACAAAGGACUGGAAAAAUCUGUCUAGAAAUCUGGCAUGCCAUGAGAAGGCAGCAAAUCACCAGAGAGCAUUCCAUAGGUGGAAAGAGCUUGAGAUGAGACGAAGGUUAAAGGCCACCACAGAGGAUCAGCAUCAAGAGAAGAUUGCAUCAGAGUCUCUUUACUGGCAAAAUGUUCUGAAAAGGCUCAUUGCCAUUGUGAGAAUGCUUGCUACCCAAAACCUAGCGCUGUGUGGCAUUUCAGAUCAGCUGUAUGUGCCAAACAAUGGAAACUUCCUUAAAAUUGUGGAGCUGAUGGCUGAGUUUGAUGCUGUACUCCAGGAACAUCUAAGAAGAGUCACCACGCAAGAAAUGUGCAAGCACCACUACCUUGGAAAAACAAUUCAAAAUGAGAUCAUACAGUUACUGGCAACAAAAGUCAAACAGAAGAUUGUGGCAGAUCUGAAGUCAGCAAGAUAUUGCUCUGUUAUUCUGGGCUGCACACCUGACAUCAGCCAUAUGGAACAAAUGACUUUAAUGGUGCGUUUUGUAACAAUAGAACCUAGUGAAAAUGUCCCUGCAAUGGUGACUGGCAGAGAGCAUUUUCUAGAAUUUAUUGACAUUGAUGAUACUACAGGAGCUGGUAUGACAAAUGCGCUUCUUAAAAAGCUGGAAGAUACGGGAAUUGCGAUAACUGACAUGAGAGGUCAGGGCUAUGAUAAUGGUGCCAACAUGAGAGGAAAGAACAGAGGAGUGCAGACACGGAUCCAAGAGUUAAACCCUUGAGUUUUUUUUGUCCCAUGCAGUUCUCAUUCAUUGAACGUGGUGGUCAGUGAUGCAGCAUCAGCUUCUAGUUAGGCUGCUGAAUUUUUUAAUGUGAUUCAAAGCAUCAAUUAUUUUUCUCUGCAUCAACUCAUUGAUGGCAAAUUUUGACACAACAGCUGGGAACAUCCUCUCUGACACUGAAACCAUUGAGUGCCACACAAUGGGAAAGUCGAGUGGAGGCGAUAAAACCUCUCAAACACCAAAUUGGGAAGAUAGAUGUUGCCAUUAUGGAGGAUAAUGCUAUGACAGGAACUGUUCGUUGGAGAACAGUGGCAGAGGGAAAUGGAAUAAUCAGAAACAUACAUAACUUCAAAUUUCUGUGUGGCUUAGUGUUGUGGCAUGACAUACUGUUUGAAAUAAAUGUUGUAAGCAAGAGACUCCAAGGUGUUGACCUUGAUAUAUCUAGAGCAAUGGAAUAACUGGACACAGGAAAGUCAUACCUACAGUCUUACCGGUCAGAUGAGGGAUUUCAAAACAUUCUGAAGAGUGCACAGAAAUUGGCAGAGGAACUUCACACUGAAACUAUUUCCCACCCAUUCAAGAAUACAAGAGUCACCGAAGAAGACAUUUUGAUUAUGAGGCACAGGAUAAUCCCAUAAGAGACCCCAAACAACAAUUCAAAGUUGAAUUCUUUAACCAGGUGCUAGAUUGUGCAAUACAGUCAGUUGAAGAACGUUUCAUGCAGCUCAAGGAACACAGCAGUAUAUUUGGGAUGUUGUAUGAUAUUCCAAAACUCCUCACUAUAGCUGAAGAAGACCUACACUAGCAAUGCAGGGCACUAGAGACAGUGUUGACAUAUGCUGACAUGGGCGAUAUUGAUGCGAGUGAUUUAGGUGAUAAACUAAAAGCCCUUUCAAGAUACAUUUCAGCAGGAUCAACUCCAAAGACUGUUCUGGAAUAUAUGUACACAGAUAUGAUGACCACCCUCUUUCCAAAUGCUUUUGUUGCUCUGCGCGUACUUCUAACACUUCCUGUAACAGUUGCCAGUGGAGAACGCAACUUCUCCAAGCUGAAGUUAAUAAAAACACAUCUACGCUCCACAAUGACACAGGAGAGGCUGGUCGGCCUUACAGCCAUCUCAACAGAGCAUGAGCUGGCCCAGACUAUGGACCUUCAUUAAGAAGCAGUUCAAAUCUUUGCAACCAAGAAGGCGCGGAAAGCACCACUUUGAUUAUUCAAACAGAUAAAAUGCCCGUGUUUACUAUGCAGACAAGAGAAGUUACAUUUGCUGUUCAGGCAUUUGAAAGUUAAGUGUUACUUAAAAUUUUUGAACAAGGCAUUUUAAGUUGUUAGUUCUCCUUUAGUGGGGUAGGUAGCAGAGCAGUAACAUGAGAGGAGUAGAACAGGAAGAAGGCAGAACUGAGACCUUUCAAAAUUUUGGCCCCAGCAAGGGGGCAUGGGGGGUGCCAUUUGAGCUCCCCCGCCUCAGGUGCCAAAAUGUUGUGGGCCGGCCCUGGGCCUCAGGGCCUCAUCGGGUUUCCAAAAUUGUAUGGAGGGCCGGUUAGGGGGCCUGGCCCUCCACCCCAUCCAAC